Molecule: messenger RNA, 4029 nt
Organism: Branchiostoma belcheri (Belcher's lancelet)
Lineage: Eukaryota; Metazoa; Chordata; Leptocardii; Amphioxiformes; Branchiostomatidae
Product: SH2B adapter protein 2-like
Exons: 9
Coding region: 87-2045 (652 amino acids)
Biological process (GO): intracellular signal transduction
Cellular component (GO): plasma membrane
Molecular function (GO): transmembrane receptor protein tyrosine kinase adaptor activity
Source: RefSeq, a predicted model, not a curated record
UGUUAGUCCGGAGGAGCGGAACACGAGAUUCCUCGAAAACAGGCAAAAAUUCCCGCAAAAAUCUGGGCGGAGGCCGGGAAAAAGACAUGGCAGCCGCCAACGGCGCCUUGGGUGGCCAUUUGGACCCCUUUUCCUCGCACGGAUGGAUGGAAUUCUGCGAAUCUAAGGCACAACAAGCCGCCGUGGACUUCUCAAGAAGCUUUCGGAAGUACCUCAACGAUCAUCCCGAGUACGACACUCCCGAAGCAGGCCCCACCUUCGCCAAAAGGUUCACCCUACAUUUCCUGGAACACUUCGACGACCAGGUACAGAGAGUCUUCGUUCCCGAGAUACAGAAACCUUUCUUUGGAGAGAACGAGGAAGAAGUAACCUUGCGAUCAGUAAGUUCUUCGUCCUCAUCCAAACCUCCCAGGUCGGGUCCGGGGGCAGUCCCCGUUACAAGUUCGCAGCUGCCGCGCUCCAAAAGCGCGGAGCACGGCAGAAACUCUGUGGAGUUAGACCCGCGUUCCUUACCCCCUGUCUCCCCUAGCGCGGACGAUCUUUCCAGGAGAGCAAGCCCCCAUAAAUCUUCGAAAACCACGCUACGAAAGCGGCUAAGUUUGAAGUAUGUGAAGGGGAGCGUGAGCCGCAUGUUGCGGCGGCAGUCGUCGGACUCCGGGACAGGGUCGCCUCCCCUCCCCAGACACCCCGAGGAGCGGGCGGGGGCCAGGGGCUCCCCAAACAGAAAAACAAAGGACGGAGCCGCUGUAGGCAAACUACAACCCAAAAUAGACGUUACAGACGUCAAGAAGGAGGGAACCGUCAACCAACUGGUCGGAGAGGACUAUCACGGAAGGAACAAGUGGGAAAAAUGUCGUCUGCUGCUGGUGAAAACUCCAGGGGGGUACAUGUUGGAGUGUUACACCCCUGCCAAGUCAUCUAAGCCAAAGAAUGGCAUCUUCUGUUCGUUAAUAAAAGAGGCACGAGAGACGACCCCUCUGGAGAUACCAGACACAGAAAACACCUUUGUACUUAGAUUUUGGAGCUUCCCCAGUGAUUCUCCCCCAAGAUGGCAGGCAGAGAACAACAUGGAGUAUAUCUAUGAGUGCCAUGAUGUGGAGGACAUGCAGUCUUGGCUGGCCAACAUCAGAGAGUGCAUGAUUGGGGGCAGGGAGAGUGAGAAGCCAGCGUUCCCUUCCCCGUCCCUGCCCAGGAGUCGAGGGGGAUCCAGUACAGGGAAGCCUGCGGGACAGCAUCACCAUGGAGAAGUCACUACUGCAGUAGGAGCAGUGGGAGGUACUAAUACAGUAGAGAAACCAACAGCCUCUGUGGCCCCCAAUGCAGCUGUUCCGAGUGGUGACUCCACCCCCCUGGGACGCCACCGCCCCAGGUGCCCCCCAGGAUUCCAGCAGACUGUACAGAAGUGCCAACACACCCCCCUGUCAUGGAGAGUGGUGCAGAAACUAAAAGCUCGGUGGCUUGCCGGCCGCAGCUCACAACCGACAGAAUCCGACCACCCGCUCGCAGGCUACCCAUGGUUCCAUGGGACACUGUCGAGACUGGAGGCAGCUCAGUUAGUGCUCGCUCAGGGGCCGGUGGGUCACGGCGUCUUCCUGGUGCGACAGAGCGAGACACGGCGGGGAGAAUACGUGCUCACGUUUAACUACCAGGGCAGGGCUAAGCAUCUACGAAUGUCGCUAAACAAUGAGGGACAAUGUCGAGUGCAACACCUCUGGUUCCAAACAAUCUUCGACAUGCUGGAACACUUCCGGACGCACCCCAUCCCGCUGGAGUCCGGCGGCCCCGCCGACAUCACGUUGUCUAGUUACGUCGUCUGUGCCCCGCCUCAACCCCAACAACCUCUGUCCAACCCUCAAGUAUCCAGCAUCUCCGCCAGUCAGAGUAGUGGGAACCUGUCCACCGAGAGCGGCGAAGGCGCCAGAGGAAACCUCGUUGCAACGUUCAGCGGCUCUGUACGAUUACGCACGUCGUCGCUGGGUAGCCAGGCUAGCGACUCGUCCGACGUCCAGGCGCGUGCGGUGGAGAACCAGUAUUCCUUCGUAUAGACCGUUUCUCGUCCUAUGAUGCCUUGCAACGUUUCAGUCAGUGUCAAAUUGAGCAGAGUGACAUGAUGAUGUUGUUACCUGUGUGACGAGUACUACAAGUAUGUCCAGUCGUGGAGCAAACAUUCGAUUAUGACACGUCACUCUCAUCACUGUAUUACUGUUUGUAUGAUGUUCAAUAACAGUCUCCUAAAUUGUCUGAUAUUAGAUAUGAUGUGAAAUGUAACAAUAGUGAAGAGGGAUUUCCUAGGCUUGUAUAAGAUUUUACCUCAGAACACUAAACUUCCAGAAUCCUGUGAAAUAAUGUUGUAUAAAUUUUAUGUGAACCCAGCAGAAAUAGGAUGUUAUAUAUAGUGACUUUUUAUCCUGUUCUGGGAGCCAUUUUGUUUGUCUCUGACCUUGAAGCACUUGGAAGGAGCAAAGCAUUGUGGGACUGACAAGAUGCCAAUUAUUAAUAGAUUUACUACCAAAAUUGGUCCAAAGUGUUUCUCAGCCAGCCAACUAGAGGAAUUACUUAGAUCUAAAACAUUAUGAAACUUAAAUGCUUGACCAUAGUAGAUCUAGAUUAAGAUAAAUUUCUAAUUUUACAUUUCAUGCGUAAAUCAUUAAGUCCAUUCACAGAACUUUUCCUCAUUCCAUUGAUCAUUUUUGUGUGUAACAUUAAUCAUGUGAGUGCGAGAUGUUUUAUUUCAGCACAUAAAAACCUGAGUUGCUUCUCCCUAUAUUGUCUAUGAAAGAUUUUGUAAUAUUUUGUCUGACACAGUGAAUAGAUCAAUAGACAAAGAUAAUCAGUAUCUGAUAUUGUUCUUGACUUCCAUGUUGUCACAGUAAAGUUGGUUUUUAUCAUUCACAGAUCUCAUCAAACAAUUGUCGUUAGUAUUUUGAAUAUGAUACAAAUGAAAUGCUCAACACCUUUGUCUUGAUUUUAUAUCACUGCUUCGGAAGAGUUGAAUGUAGGAACUGGUUUUGCCAUGAAUAGCUAGGCUAGUGUUUUCACAGCAGUGUUUAGCAGAGCUGUUUAACCCUAGAAGUGUCAAGGUUCUGCUAGACUGUCCUGUUUCAUUGUGCUUCCAGUACACCAUCAAAUUUGACUGCCAUGUCCAGGGUCAUAGUUAACACACGCAAUUUAUUUUGUGGAAGAUGUCUUCUGGACACCCCAACAUUGAUGAGAGUGCAAACAAAAGGAAGAUGGACAAUAAAAAAGAUGUCUAAAAUCUAUAUGGUCACAAAGGUGGAAAUAUGAUAAGAAAUGAACAUGGCCCAUGAUUCUUUGACAGACUCGUCAGUACAUUUUCUUGCAUCCAAGUGUUGAAAUCUCAACUCUCUGAUUUUAAAAGUUUGGCAUCUUUUAAUCCGCAGUCCAGGAAAAAAGUGUCACAUGAUUUCUGACCAAUCCAAGAGCCCAACACUGGCAACAAUUUAAAGGGCAUAUCUAAAAUCAGGCAGCUUAAAUGUGUGUUGUUUGAUUGGGCUUGUUGCUCUAAAAAGUGUCUUUAUUAGAUUCGCUAACCUUGUAGUUGCCAAGCUUGCCUGUUGUUUUUUUGGUACAAAGAAAGACUUGUUCAUAUAUUUUCCAAAUCUUUUGAAUCUCAACAAAAACCAUACAAGUUUGAACUAUUUUUUUUACAGUCUGUUAAAUAUGCAUCAACAGAAAAGACAAUGUUUACAAUCUGCAAACAGGUUUGAUCCUGGAAAUACAUGAAAAAGGCUACCAAAGUUGUGACAGUCCUUCUCCAAUGCCUUUUCGUGAAAUACAUGUUGACAGGGAAAAAAGUUGCAGCAAGCUUUAUGUGGAGUAACUAAAAACAAGAAACAAUUUUAUUUUGAUUGUACAAAUACCUAAGAUAUUUUACCAAUAUAGAAAACACUGCCAGUUCUAACAUUGACAUAAGUUUUGGAAAAAAAAAGCAAAGUUGUUAGUGAUCAAAGUUGGUAGAUUAGCUCUGGCAAAGUGGAAUAAUUGAAAAUUAAACAGAUGAAGCAAGAA